Messenger RNA from Agrilus planipennis (emerald ash borer), 1315 nucleotides. Its product is annotated as type II inositol polyphosphate 5-phosphatase 14-like. The transcript is spliced from 5 exons. The coding region runs from base 115 to 984 and encodes 289 amino acids. The record is from RefSeq and is a predicted model, not a curated record. Gene Ontology annotation, molecular function: protein binding. NCBI's taxonomy places the organism in Eukaryota, Metazoa, Arthropoda, Insecta, Coleoptera, Buprestidae.
UUCACGAUAUCGUAUAUAAAGGGGACGCUAGAUCCAGGAAUCACAAUCUUAGACAAAUCGUCAAAAGAGAAACAAGUGCCUUCAAGUGAAAAAAGAAAUAAUCAGACAGCAAAAAUGCCUUUCGCUGUAAGAACCAGAGCUGACGAUGGCGACAAACAUACCUCCGAUGUCAACGCUCUCAUAUUUGCUAAUAAUAAGUUGUACAGUGGAGCAAAUGAUGGAAAAAUCAAGGUUUGGGAAGAAGAUUUGAAAUUGGGAGGUCAAGUAGAUGCCCACACGGCCGUAUAUUCAUUGGCUGCGAGCAAUGACACCCUUUAUUCCUGUUCUAACGAUGGUUUCAUCAAAGCCUGGUUACUGGAUUCCUUAAAGGAGAAAGGAACCAUAUACAAGGGUGAAGAUGAAUUCUGGAAGUUGGUCUACGUUGAUGGAACCCUUUAUGCUGGUGACAGUCAAGGGCAGAUCAGGUUUUUCCAAAACGAUAAGAUAGUAAACAAUCUUGGAGUUUUGGAAGGAGUUAGUGGUCUUGGUGUGCAAGGAAACCUGUUGUUCUCCGUCAAGGAAUUGGACGUUGUAGUUACUGAGUUCAUUCCAGGACAUCAAGGCCAAUUCACCACUGAAACAACAAUUAUGGGCAGAGCUCCACUCAUUGUUGAAGAUGGAAAGUUUGCAUUUGUUAGCCGAAGCGGUCGCGACCUCUUGGUCCACAACGCGUGCAAGAAAUCUGGAUUCAACCUAAUAGCUGAAGUCAAGGAUGCCCAUGAGAAGAUCAUUAACGCAUUGGUGGCUGUAAAGGACGGAAGUGACUUGCUUUUGUACACCGGUGGAUGGGACAAGACUGUCAAACAGUGGAAACUUUCAGGCAAAAACUUGAGCCUCGUCAACCAAUGCAAUGCGGACUUCGUAGUCAACGUUUUGGCCGCAGGACCCAAAGGCGAGAUCUACGCCGGAGGUAGCGACGGCCACAUUCUUCGCAUUGACGUUUAAAAACUUUCUCGUCAUCGAACUCAUCAUCAAUCAUCAUUUUUUAUACCAUAUUCAUUUCAUUUUUAAGUUUUUGUAAAAUUGUUCUUCAUCAUUGUGAUAAAAAAAAACCUAAUCUAAUGUAUUGUAGAUAUGAGUAUUAAGGCUCUUAUGUUGUUAAUAGAAAAGUUGAUUUUGAAUAGAUAAUAUAGAAAAACCAAAGAACACCAAGCAGCAAAUAGAACUCAUCUUGUAAAAGACAUUUUUAAAUAGUGACAAUAAGUUUUUAGUUUGUAAGAAUGAAUUACAAUGACAGUUUGUAUAAUCAUGGUAUUCAAUAAAUUGAGAAUCAAUA